Messenger RNA from Emiliania huxleyi CCMP1516, 1329 nucleotides. RefSeq lists its product as hypothetical. Lineage: Eukaryota; Haptophyta; Isochrysidales; Noelaerhabdaceae. The transcript has 2 exons. The coding region runs from base 1 to 1329 and encodes 442 amino acids. The record is from RefSeq and is a predicted model, not a curated record.
AUGGCCGCCGACCGUACCCGCCUGGCUGCCUUUUACCACGCGGCGCCCUUCAGCCCAGCUACCCCGAGCUCGCUCAUCCCCGCGCCAGAUCUGACUCCUCACGCCGAGGCGUUCAUUGGGGCGCAGCCGCCGCACAACGCCUUUACUCCUCUCGAGCCCAUCCCUUACCACGGCACGCACGCAAUCGCCGGUACGGCGCGCAGCGACAGCGCGGCGAGCGAGGCCAAGCUCAGCGCGGCGGCACCUGAGUUCAAGCCGAAGCCGCCGCCCAAGCUCAACGCGGAUGCGCCCGCCUUCAACCCGAGUGAGGCCGCGGCCGAGCAGAAGCAGCUGCGGAGCCUCGUCGCCGCUUCCGAGGCGCAGCUCGCGUCUCAGCGGAAAGAGAUCAGCGCGUGCAAGGCGAGGGAGACGGCGCUGGCCACGGAGGCGAGGGAGGCGCGCGCACUGGCGCAGUCGCUGGCGGAGCGAGCCGACCUGGCGGGACGCCAGCUCAGCGCGGCGAACGCCGAACGCGGGCGCGUCGAGAUGAAGCUGCACGACGCGCAGCGCGAGGCGGGCGAGGCUUGCCGUGCCCGCGCCGAGGCGGUCGAGCAGGCGAGGCGCGGGCUGGAGGAGGAGCGGCGCCAGCACGCGGCCGCGAUCGGAGAGGCUCGACACGCCCACGAGGCAGAGCGAGAGCGGCAGAGGCGCGAGCACGAAACGGAGCUUGCGCGGGCGCGCCGGCUGCACGCCGAGGAGACGACGAGCCUGCGCGACCAGCAGAACGAGCUCGUGCAGCAGAAGGAGGCGCUCGUCCACCAGCUCCACCUGCUACGCCGCAGCUUGCAGCAGAACCGCCCGCCGCCGCCGAACCACCCGCCGCCGCCGAACCACCCGCCGCCGCCGAACCACCCGCCGCCGCCGAACCACCCGCCGCCGAACCACCCGCCGCCGAACUUGCCCCUCUACCGCGCCACCACACCGCCGCCGCCUCUGCCGAUGCCGCCGCCGCAGCUACCGAUGCACGCGCCGCCGCAGCUCGGGAUGAGGCAGCCCCCCCCGCCGCCGAUGCCGCCGCCGCCGGCAGCGGCAGCGGACCCGGUCCUCGCCCUGCUCUCGCAGCACCCGCUCGCCGAGCCCGGCGCCCCGCGACCCAACCCGGUGCCGCUGACUCGCCGGGCAAACACAAACAGCCUCUGUGCCAUGGGCGGGCGCCGGUCGCCGCGCAAGGCAGCGGCCAGGCCACCUGCGCACGCCCGGCGGCCCGCCUCGCAUGGCGCUGCGCACAAGCCUUGCGAGGGGCUCUCUUUCGGGCAGCCUCCGGUGCCCAUCUACCGCAGCCGCGGCUGA